This is a messenger RNA of Gongylonema pulchrum, 1140 nucleotides long. The record is from the annotation of a GenBank genome assembly. Lineage: Eukaryota; Metazoa; Nematoda; Chromadorea; Rhabditida; Gongylonematidae.
AUGAUUGAGCAGUCCAAUUCGUUGCUUCUCAAUGAGGAAGCGCUAAAUCUUUGCGCCGAUCCAAAGAAGCCUGUUUUUAUUUACGAAUGGUUACGGUAUUUGGAUCGCAUCUUACCCGCCGCACAAAAGAUAUAUUCGGUUGGUGACACGUACAGUCUUUUCGAGACAAUCAACUUCUGCAACGAUAUCCUAAAAGGUCGUGAUGACUCGCCAACACAUCUUCCCGUCAAAUUAGCCGCAUUGCAAUGUUUGGGAGCAAUGUAUGAAACACUGGGUCGACUGGUGGGACGAAGCUAUGAAGAAUCUUUUCAUCUGAUGAUCAAAUGGCUGAAAAAUGCUGAGUCACAAGGGCGCGCUGAGUUGCUGCAUACAUUCGCAAAACUGGUGAAAGGUCUGGGCUUUGGUGCAUCUUCGAUCCACAAGGAUUUGUACAAAAUUGUAAAAGGUCACAUGUCGGACCGUGUGAUGGCCGUACGAAUUGCUGCUCUAAACUGCCUCACUGUACUGGUACCGGAAUAUGUAUUCUUAUACACAAAUGAAGUGGAAAGCAUCAGUACGCUGUGCUUCAAAGCGCUUGAAUCCAGCAACUAUGAAGUACGACUUGCGGUAGCGCGACUUUUCGCGGUUUUGUUCUGUGCUGCUAUGGAUCCGCCAAAAUCACGCCUUCCUGCAACAAAUAGUAAAACGCAGUCGAAAGUUAUGUCAGUGGAAGAAUGCUUUGGAAUUCUAUCGCAUGGCUUCCUGAGGGGUGGUAUUGGUGGCUUCUUGAAAACGGGAACUGUUGCAGUGACCGGAGGGCAAAAGGAGACGCGUAUCGGAGUUGCACUGGCAUACGUUACAUUGAUUCGAGAACUUGGUCCAUUAUGGCUGGAAAAAAACCACGUUUUUGUUACGAAGCAUCUGAUGGAGCUGACGACGAAAGCUGGACCAUUAGCUUAUACGAAUAAUGUAAAUCAAGCGGAUGAGGUGGUCUAUAUGCGACGAUGUGUUGGGUACAUUUUGCGAGGCACAGUUGGUACCAUUCUGGGCGAACAUGCACAGAUUGCCGUCUGUAAACAACUAGGCGCUAUUCUUGCGGAUUGCAUCAAUUCUUUCGGUAAGUUGAGAGCAGCUGAUUCGAAAUCUUAUGGACAAAAGUAA